Messenger RNA from Thermochaetoides thermophila DSM 1495, 516 nucleotides. RefSeq lists its product as uncharacterized. NCBI's taxonomy places the organism in Eukaryota, Fungi, Ascomycota, Sordariomycetes, Sordariales, Chaetomiaceae. The transcript has a single exon. The coding region runs from base 1 to 516 and encodes 171 amino acids. The record is from RefSeq and is a predicted model, not a curated record.
AUGGAUGCCCCGGUGAGCGCAGCACUGCGCUUCUUCUCUUUUGUCCAGGUGACCACAUAUUCUGGACAGCCCAUCGCACUACACUGGAUGGCUGGUCAAAAACUGAAUUUUUCAUCGCCGCUGUCGCCCUCGAAGCCUGGGAUGCUCGUAUAUCUUAGCCAUCGAAGCCCGCAGCGCGGAUCGCGCGCCAAGCGGCUAAGGCGAAGCAAGAUGCGGCAGUCGAUUUCUUGGCUGUCGCACCUGAAUCGCAGCCAGCACAUCAACGGAACCCCCUUAGAACCCCCUCUGAGUCUUGGCGGCGAUGAUCGCCAUCACAACAGGCCCUCUCCGUACUAUCCAACACUGCCAUCCCACGCGCAAUGCCGUGUUGAAAUCUCGCAUUUCCUUUCCCAACACCACGGACCCAUGGCUAGGGACCCUAACCCUGCCGCUAAUCCCGGUCGUCCGGGGCCCAUCGCGGCUAUGGCUGGCGAUGGAGUUGCCAUCAAGGAGCACCCGGCGGGAGACCGAGGCUGA